CGGUUGCCUCCGGGCAUACAUGCUGAAGGGAAAAGGAAAAACACAACUCGCACUCACACAGCACCCACAGCACCCACAGCCUACCUAACCUUCCCCGCCCGCCCCAUCGGAACACCGUCGAAUUCCCAAUGCUCGCAGCCCCUUCAAGGUUACCUCCUCGUUACUAGACCUACCCAAGUUGGCAACAACGCAUUAUUGAGUGACCAUGUUCACCGCUGAGGGGUUGGAGACCCUGCCAACGGAACUCUUCAUUCGUAUCAUCAAGCAGCUGAAAAAGGCCGAUCUAAAAUCCCUUUCUUUGGUGUCCAAGAAGUGUUAUUUUGUCGUUGCUGAACCACUCUGGGAGUCAGCCAUCAUCAAGCCAUUGUCCGAGCGCCAACUCCAUCAGAUCAACGCUGGAGACCUGCCGCAAGCGCGUUUCCAGCUUGCCCGGCAGCUGCACUUCCGCUCAGAUUUCCGACUCGUCCUGAAGGACCGAUGCCCCCAUCACAAGGAUGCAAAGGGUGAUGACGGCCCGACUCCGUCCAAGAUAGAUGACGAGGACGAGUUGCACGUCGGUAGUCGUCCGGAAGCUGGGGAGGACGGCGAUAAGCACCCACAGCGCUUCCACCAUCUUGCUCAGCAGGCAAAGCUUGCCCUUGAGCGGUUGCAACAUGACCAGUUGCUCGGCUUUAGUUGGGAUCUGGGUGCUUGCGUGCCCUCUGACGUUCUCGGGCCGCGUGGAACAAUCUCGCUGAAUAAUCCUUCGCUGCGAUCCUUGACCCUUACCACCGACCCGGGGUGCCAAACCCCCGGUGCCCCGGAUUCCGACAUCGAUUUGUCCGCAUUGUGUAAGCUCCAGAGUUUGCGUUGGAGAGGCCCCGGAGUCCGUCACCUCGAUACUUUGUCCCUCGCUAUUGAGAACAACUCGGGGCGGCUACAACGUCUCGAGUUGGACUUCAUCCGCUGGGGAUCUCUCGAGCGAGACAUGAUGGAGCUCAAGAAAACGAACUUGCUCGAAGCCCGCGAGUGGUGUGCCAAUAACAUCUUCGGGUUGGCAAGGCAAUCCCCGCAGCCUAUCCUUUCAGCGAUCCGCGAAUUGUCCCUUGCGGGAAUGCCCCUUAGUGAUGGGAUGGCACGGACGAUCAAUCUCGACACGCUCGUGUCCCUUAAACUACGGGAAUGCAAGAACUGGGUCGGAUUUCUCGAAGGAAUCAUCCAUCUCGGCGUCCCUAUAAGGCUGAAAGCACUCGAGCUCCGGGACUCACGCGCCGUGACCCAGCGCGACGCCCCCGUGACUUUGAAUCGCUUUCUCAACGCUUUCGACGGCCUCGAGGAACUAUUCGUAAGCUACUGGAAUUCCUCGAGAAGGACCUAUGUCGGAUACUGGCACCAUGCCAGCCUCGGGAUUUGGAGCGGCGCCAACCAUCACCGGGCAACCCUCAAGAGAUUGGGGUAUCAUAGGCGAUGGACAGAGUGGGCCUGUCCUGAGGGCGAUGUGCUGGACCUGGAUCUGCGUAUGUGGGGAAUCAGCCAAAUUGGAUAUGAGGAUCCCUCGCAGCAUCAACUCGCUGAGUUGGAUCUCGACUUCAUCGGACUGUCCUGUCCCCCGGAUCAAUUGGAAGAAAUCCUGCUGCCCUUUUCCUUCAAUGCUUCGUUAAAGGUGCUCCACAUCCGCCAAUCCGGUUAUGGUUGGUCCUUGGUUCUGGAAGAGGAUGAAAUCAAUAAGGGCUUCUUCCGGAUGUCGUCUGAAGAACAACAGAAGCUGGCGUUGGAGCAGGAGAGCGAAGAGUCGGAACGGGGUGUGGAGGGCGGCCAUGACACCACAGCUGAUGAGUAUGAUGCCGGCCUCCGUGCUAGGAUCCGGCCAGAGUUCAAAGACUUUGCCGAGUGGGCUUUUGGCCCCCAGGGGAUUCGCUCGCUCCAGGCUAUUGCGUACGGGGACUUUUCCUGCAGCGGACGCGUGGGGAGACCGCGGCGGAUGGAGCAGCUGCUCUUGUGCAGAAACGCACAUGUCGGCGACGGGGAAAACACUAACUUUCGAAUCGUACGCAAGGACGAUCCCGGGGUGCGGGUUCUCGACGAGUAUCACGACGCGCUGCAGGCCUUGCCCAUGGAGCCGCUUUUGGAGUAUUCUCGAUAAGUCGCAAAGUAGAGCGCUUUGGUGUUGUUGCGCAGAAACUAUCAAAACGCCGCAUAACGGUGUAAACCAGCCACACUUUGUUCGUCACCACCGCAGCCGUUGAUAUGGU
Molecule: messenger RNA, 2231 nt
Organism: Chaetomium fimeti
Lineage: Eukaryota; Fungi; Ascomycota; Sordariomycetes; Sordariales; Chaetomiaceae
Exons: 4
Coding region: 206-2122 (638 amino acids)
Molecular function (GO): protein binding
Source: RefSeq, a predicted model, not a curated record